AUAAUUUUAUAGGAAUUAUUGCUCUAAAUAUUUAGUAUUAUAUAAAAUGCAUUGGUAUACCUUUUUUCCGCGUUCUUCUAGGUGUAUUUUAAGGCAGAAAUCAUGGAAUAAGUUGAUACGGAGAUUAAGCGGAGAAUUGGCUAGAAAUAAGGAGAAAAUACAUAAUAACGGAGUAUCUACAGUUCAUAAAUCAUUAGGAGCUCGUCCUAUAUAUCUUGACGUUCAGGCAACAACACCAGUUGAUCCACGGGUGCUUGAUGCUAUGUUACCAUAUUUUACAUAUUUAUAUGGCAAUAGUCAUUCAAGAACACAUGCGUAUGGUUGGGAGACAGAUAAAGCGGUUCAGAAGGCACGUGAGCAUGUAGCAGAAUUAAUUGGAGCAGAUCCAAAGGAGAUAUUUUUUACAUCAGGAGCUACGGAAUCAAAUAAUAUGAUUAUUAAAGGAGUAGCACAUUUUUAUCGUAGUACAAAGCGACAUAUUAUUACGGCACAAACAGAACAUAAAUGUGUCUUAGAUUCAUGUCGAAUUUUACAAAAUGAAGGAUUUGAAGUGACAUAUUUGCCAGUGAAUAGGAAUGGUUUAAUAAGCUUAGAAGAUUUAGAGCGAGCAAUUCGCCCAGAUACGGUAUUAGUUAGUAUUAUGACGGUGAAUAACGAGAUUGGGGUUAUUCAGCCAAUUGAGGAGAUUGGACAGAUAUGUAGGGAUAGAAAGGUGUUUUUUCAUUCAGAUGCAUCACAAGCAGUGGGAAAAAUACCAGUAAAUGUAGAUAAAUGUAAAAUUGAUUUAAUGAGUAUUUCUGGACAUAAAAUCUAUGGACCAAAAGGAAUUGGAGCGUCAUAUGUUAGACGUCGACCACGUGUACGAAUAGAACCGUUAAUUAAUGGUGGAGGACAAGAACGAGGAUUGCGUAGUGGUACACUUGCAUCACCGUUAAUUAUUGGUAUGGGGGAAGCAUGUCGGGUUGCAAAAGAAGAAUUAGAGUAUGAUUAUGCACAUGUAAGUCGACUUUCAAAACGGUUAAUAAAUCAUCUUACACAACUUGAAUAUGUAUAUUUUAAUGGGGAUCCAUUACGUCGUUAUCCCGGAUGUAUUAAUGCAUCUUUUGCUUAUAUCGAAGGCGAGUCUUUAUUAAUGGCAUUAAAAGAUAUCGCAUUAAGUAGUGGAAGUGCUUGUACAUCAGCGUCUCUAGAACCAUCUUAUGUUAUUCGUAGUUUGGGAGUACCAGAUGAUAUAUCCCAUUCAUCAUUGCGUUUCGGAAUUGGAAGAUUUACAACUGACUUAGAAAUAGAUUAUAUUUGCAAUAUAAUAAGGGAUAAGGUUAAAUUUUUGAGAGAAUUAAGUCCUCUCUGGGAGAUGGUACAAGAAGGAGUUGAUCUUUCUGCAAUUAAAUGGUCAUACCAUUAAUAAUAUAUUGAAAAAAAUAAUGGCAUUAUUUUAACAAUAAAUAACA
Molecule: messenger RNA, 1451 nt
Organism: Pneumocystis carinii B80
Lineage: Eukaryota; Fungi; Ascomycota; Pneumocystomycetes; Pneumocystales; Pneumocystaceae
Product: cysteine desulfurase, mitochondrial
Exons: 4
Coding region: 47-1405 (452 amino acids)
Biological process (GO): [2Fe-2S] cluster assembly
Cellular component (GO): mitochondrion; nucleus; cytosol
Molecular function (GO): pyridoxal phosphate binding; cysteine desulfurase activity
Source: RefSeq, a predicted model, not a curated record